CAAAGUUGCUUGUCUUCUAUCCCAUAUACAACAGAUAUCAUGUUAAUACCAUUGAUAUUUGUGUUAUCAGGUUUCAACUCUGAUUAGGCAGGGAACUAGCUCAUUUGCUGAGCUUUUGAAGCCCAUGCUGGUGGAUUAUCAUUUAACUUUGGAACCAGAUGCUGAUGGAUGUGGAGAAAACCACAUCAAAUACUUUCUUCAAACACCUUCCCAUGUGUUCACCAGUGUUCUAGAGUGGACAACUAUAUGGGUUGCUAGAGAAGAUAUCAGGGAAACUUUAGCAGCUCUUGCAACUGAAAUAGAUAUUGGCAUUCUUUAUCAAGGUUUAGGAAAAGGAAAAAAAUACCGCCUGGUUUCAGUGGUUUGCUAUUGUGGGCUACUCUACUCGUGCUUCAUUUACAGCGAUGAGUGCAAAAGGUGGAUGAUGUACGAUGACACACAUGUGGAGGUCAUUGGGAGUUGGGAUUGUCUCUGUAAAAAGUGUGUAGAAAAGCAUUUCCAGCCACGAAUUCUUUUCUUUGUAGAGAGUGCACCAACUGAGAUAGAUCAAAAUAUGCCUCCGAAAUCAUUCUUUGAAGAGGAAGAAUCUGGGAAAUCACAGAGUGGUUCCAAGGUCAACUAUGAGGAUAGCUCUGGUAUAUUUGGUGCUGGACUAAAAAAUGAUGUUGGUGAAAAUAGUUGCUUUUUAAACGCGAUCAUACAGUGCUUAUGGAAUGUACAGCUGGUUCGGAAUGAGUUGCGCAGCAUAACAGAUUCAGGACAUGAGCAUGUUGGAGAUCCCUGCAUUGUUUGUGGAUUAGCUGAGGUAUUUGGUGAACUAAGUGAGGCAUCUACUCGUACUAGAAGAGAGAUUGUUUCUACAACCUCCUUAAGACUUGCCAUCAGCAAAUACUCCCCUCAUAGGAAUAGCUUUCUGGAGGGACAAAUGAACGAUGCGGAUGAGGUUCUGCAAAAUAUUCUUGUUAUUCUUCAUCAGUCCUUUACCAGUUGCCCAGCCCCAGAUGCCUCAUCUGAAUCAGAGAAAAGCAAGCGGGUAGAAUGUCAGCAGUGGACAAGCAAUAAAUGUUUAGCUCAUAGACUCUUUGGUAUGGACAUUUAUGGGUAUUGUGACAGCUGUGGUCUGGAGUGGAGGCAUCAAACGUUUUCUGAUUUUUCUCACUAUAUACGUUCAAGUCAGCUUAGAGAAAAAAAGGCAAACAAAAAUCAAGCUAGCUCCUUUGAUGAACUUAUGAAGCUGAUGUUAAUGGAUGAUUGCUCAACUUGCAAUCGAGAUGCUGGAGGCUGUGGAAAGCCUAACCGUAUCCAAUUCAUUCUUCGAACACCUCCCCUUGUCUUCAUUUGUGUUCUUGUGCAGACUGCACAUGAGAGUAGAGAGGAUACAAGGAAAACUUUAACAGCUCUGGGUACUGAGUUAGAUAUUGGUGUUGUAUAUCAAGGUUUAGGACCGGGGAAAAAGUACUGCCUGGUUUCAUUGGUCUGCUAUCAUCACCAACACUAUGUUUGCUUUAGUUACAGUCAUGAGCAUAAGAGAUGGACCAUGUUUAACGAUGCUAAUGUUGAGGUCGUUGGGUGUUGGGAUGAUCUCCUAAGCAAGUGUUCACAUGAGCAGUUUCAACCGCAGAUUCUUUUCUUUGAAGCUGUACAAUAGAGUAACUUUGAGGAAACUUGGUCUCCCCCAUUGUAGCACUGCUUAUCUUGGAAUAGUUCGUUUUCGUGCUGUUACAACAGAUGUUGGGAAAACAGGCAUAUAUUGACAUGGAAGAACUCUAGAUUGAGUUUCCUGACUGACCCUUCAUCAUUUCAUGUCCUUGUUGAGGAUUUUUCUAAGAAUGCCAGAUUUGUAAUGGAAGUUCUACCUUUGGCAAUGAAAUGAUAAUGAUGAACACAGGUUUAAUAA
Populus trichocarpa (black cottonwood) is the source of this 1897-nucleotide messenger RNA. RefSeq lists its product as uncharacterized. Gene Ontology annotation, biological process: protein deubiquitination. Gene Ontology annotation, molecular function: cysteine-type deubiquitinase activity. The record is from RefSeq and is a predicted model, not a curated record. NCBI's taxonomy places the organism in Eukaryota, Viridiplantae, Streptophyta, Magnoliopsida, Malpighiales, Salicaceae. The transcript is spliced from 10 exons. The coding region runs from base 125 to 1648 and encodes 507 amino acids.